CGCAGCGGCCGCGUCUCAAUCCGAGUUGCGCGUUUCCCCCGAGUCUAUGGGCGCAAACCCAGAGGAAGCAGCAGCGAGCAAAAGCAGGCGCGCAGACGGAGAAGCGAGGGAGGAACAAACCCACACGGUCACCUCGACUCGGGCCUGAGACAUGCUGUAAUUCCCGCGGAGAGAGAGGGAGAGAGAGAGAGAGAGAGAGAAAUAAAGGAAAGACGCGAUUUGCGGCGGCGGCUCCGGAGAUGUGCAGCAGGACUGAGAUUGCGCCGAGACUCCGCCGCGUCUGUCCGUCUUCCCUGCGCGCUUUUCUACACGGUGUCCCAUUCAGGAGGAGGUGCAGGAGCCACUAAAUUGUUCUGAAAGGGGAAAAGGAGAACAAACGGGGGAAGUGGCCAUGGCUGCAGCUGCCUCCUUCUUCUCCAACGGGCCCGGGCCGUGGACGCCGAGCGACACAGAGAUGAACACCGUCUACCGAGACCUGGAGCUCGGAACCGUGCUCACGCUGUUCUACUCGAAGAAAUCUCAGAGGCCCGAGAGGAGGACGUUUCAGGUGAAGCUGGAGACGAGGCAGAUCAUAUGGACUAGAGGCACGGACAAAAUCGAAGGAGAAAUUGAUAUUCGGGAGAUUAAGGAGAUCCGGACGGGACAGAAGUCUCGGGAUUUCGAGCGUUAUGUGGAGGACUCGGCCGUCAGACCUGACCAGGCACACUGCUUCGUCAUUCUCUAUGGCACCGAGUUCCGCCUCAAAUCCCUCAGUCUGGCAGCCACGUCAGACGAGGAGAUGUCCAUGUGGGUGAAGGGUCUGAACUGGCUGGUGGCCGACACCCUGCGCUCCCCCACUCCUCUGCAGAUAGAACGGUGGUUAAGGAAGCAGUUUUAUGCUGUCGAUCGCAACAAAGAAGACAAAAUUUCGUGUAAGGAUCUGAAAAACAUGCUGAGCCAAGUCAACUACCGAGUCCCUAACAUGAAGUUUCUACGAGAGAGGCUUCCGGAUGGCGAGUUGAGGAGCGGCGACGUCUCGUAUAGUCAGUUUGCGCAGCUGUAUCGUAGCUUAAUGUUUGACGCACAGAAAUCUAUGGAUAUUCCCUUUCUUCAAAGCUUUAUCGAGAGACCCGAGCAGAGGAUCACACUGGAGGAUUUCCAGCACUUUCUAAUCGAGUGUCAGAAGGAGCUCUGGGCUACAGACAAUAACAAGGUUCAGGAAUUUAUGUUUCAUUACCUGAAGGAUCCGCUGAGGGAGAUCGAGCAGCCUUACUUUUAUCAGGAUGAGUUCCUCACGUACCUGUUCUCCAAGGAGAACUCCAUCUGGGAUUCCACACUGGACCACGUGCAUCCUGAGGACAUGAACAACCCUCUGUCGCACUACUGGAUUUCUUCCUCACAUAACACCUACCUGACGGGAGACCAGUUUUCCAGCGAGUCAUCUCUGGAGGCGUACGCCCGCUGCCUGAGGAUGGGCUGCAGAUGCAUCGAGUUGGACUGCUGGGACGGUCCUGAUGGGAUGCCGGUCAUCUAUCAUGGCCACACGCUCACCACCAAGAUCAAGUUCUGUGACGUUCUCAUGACCAUCAAAGAGCACGCCUUCGUCACGUCCGAAUUUCCCAUAAUCCUCUCCAUCGAGGACCACUGCAGCAUCGUGCAGCAGAGGAACAUGGCGAUGUUCUUUAAGAAGGUCUUCGGGGAGAUGCUCCUGACGAAAGCAGUGGACAUCUCUGCAGACGGACUUCCGUCACCCAAUCAGCUCAAGAGGAAGAUUCUGAUCAAGCACAAGAAGUUGGCAGAAGGAAGCGCGUAUGAGGAGGUUUCCACGUCCACGCCGUACUCGGAAAACGACAUCAGCAACUCCAUCAGGAACGGCAUCUUGUUCCUGGAGGACCCCAUCAACCACGAGUGGUACCCGCACUUCUUCGUCCUGACGAGCAGUAAGAUCUACUACUCGGAGGAAACCAGCAGUAUCCAAGGCAACGAGGAUGAGGAGGAACACCGCGAGGUCGGGAAUGGCAUGGAUCAGCACGUCAGCGAGAAGUGGUUCCACGGGAAGCUGGGCGCGGGCCGGGAUGGCCGUCAGAUCGCCGAGCGCCUCCUCUCGGAGUACUGCCUGGAGACCGGCGCUCCGGACGGGUCGUUCCUGGUGCGGGAGAGCGAGACGUUUGUGGGAGACUACACUUUAUCUUUCUGGCGUUCAGGUCGGGUUCAGCACUGUAGGAUUCACUCUCGCCAGGAAGCCGGCAGUCCCAAAUUCUACCUGACGGACAACCUGGUGUUCGACACGCUCUUCGCCCUCAUCACACACUACCAGCAGGUGGCGCUGCGCUGCAACGAGUUCGAGAUGAAGCUGACGGAGCCCGUGCCUCAGACCAACGCCCACGAGAGCAAAGAGUGGUAUCACGCGUGUCUGACCCGGAGCCAGGCGGAGAACAUGCUGAUGAGGGUGCCGCGUGAUGGAGCCUUCCUCGUGAGGAAGAGGACGGAGUUAAAUUCCUACGCCAUCUCCUUCCGAGCCGAGGGGAAGAUUAAACACUGUCGGGUGCAGCAGGAGGGACAGACGGUUGUUCUCGGGACGUCAGAGUUUGACAGUUUGGUGGAUUUGAUCAGUUACUAUGAGAAACACCCGCUGUACCGCAAGAUGAAGCUGCGUUACCCCAUCAACGAGGAGACACUGGAGAAGAUCGGCACUGCUGAACCGGACUACGGUUCUCUGUAUGAGGGACGGAACCCGGGGUUCUAUGUGGAAGCCAAUCAAAUGCCUACAUUUAAGUGCACUGUGAGAGCGAUGUUCGAGUAUAAGGCUCAGCGUGAUGACGAGCUCUCCUUCAGUAAAAACGCCAUCAUUCAGAACGUAGACAAACAGGAAGGAGGCUGGUGGAAAGGUGACUUUGGGGGAAAGAAGCAGCUGUGGUUUCCUGCUAAUUAUGUCGAAGAGAUCAGUCAUACAGCACUGGAACCGGACAGAGGCGCGGCGGAGAACAGCCCACUGGGAGACCUCCUGAGAGGAAGUGUGGACGUGUCUUCCUGUCAGAUCGUGGUAAGGCCUGAUGGGAAAGGCAGUCGGCCCCACGUGUUCUCUUUAGUCCCCAUGGGUUCUCCACGCUCUGGCACCGUCCUGGACGUCGCUGCCAGCUCUCAGGAGGAGCUGAAGGACUGGGUGCAGAAAAUCCGUGAGGUCACCAUGACGUCAGAGGCCAAGCUGGAAGAAGGGAAGAUGAUGGAGAGGAGGAAGAAGAUCGCACUGGAGCUCUCGGACCUGGUGGUGUACUGCCGUCCCGUCCCGUUCGACGAAGACAAAAUCGGGACGGAGAGAGCGUGUUUCAGGGACAUGUCCUCGUUCCCAGAGACCAAAGCUGAGAAAUAUGUCAACCGGGUGAAAGGGAAGAAGUUCCUGCAGUACAAUCGUCUUCAGCUGUCGCGUAUUUACCCGCGCGGCCAGCGCCUGGACUCCUCCAACUACGACCCCUUACCCAUGUGGCUUUGCGGCAGCCAGCUGGUGGCGCUCAACUUUCAGACAGCAGAUAAGCCCAUGCAGAUGAACCAGGCUCUGUUUAUGCUGAACGGGAAGAGCGGUUACGUCCUGCAGCCGUCCAUCAUGAGAGACGAUAACUUCGACCCUUUCGACAGACACACGCUGAGGGGAGUGGAGCUCGUCACUCUGGUCAUAGAGGUGUUGGGUGCACGACACUUACCGAAGCACGGGCGGGGCAUCGUGUGUCCACUGAUCGAGAUCGAGGUUUGUGGAGCUGAAUACGACUGCAUCAAGCAGAAGACUGACUCUGAGGCGGAUAACGGUCUGAACCCCACGUGGCCCCGGAAGCCGUUCCGCUUCACGGUGUGUAACCCCACGUUCUCCUUCCUGCGCUUCGUGGUGUACGAGAUCGACAUGUUCAACGACCAGAACUUUCUGGCUCAGGCCACCUUCCCCAUCAGCUGCCUCAAAGCAGGCUACAGGGCCGUGCCGCUGAAGAACAGCUAUAACGAGGAUCUGGAGUUAGCAUCGCUGCUCGUCCAUGUGGAUGUCAGCAGAGGCAGACUUGAGAACGGAGAGACGUUGAGUCCGUUCCUCGGAGCGAUGGGUGUGAUGACGACAGGGAGGGAUCGUUUAGGGGACAGUGUGUCCUCCCUGUCCUCCAUGUCUCCUCUCCCCUCGUCCCCGGCUCAGGCUCUGGGGUACAGGGGACGCGAGGGAUCGUUCGAGUCUCGAUACCAGUCACCGCUGGACGACUUCCGAGUGUCGCAGGAAGCGCUACUGGACCACAUGGACCCACAGAACCGGUCCAGGUUGAUGCGAAGAGCCCGAGUAGGCGGAGACAAUCGUGUGUAGCCUCUCCACCCCCAACAACCACCACCCCCCCUCCAAACACACACACACACACACACACACACACACACACAUAUACAUACACACACACACGGCCACCCAGGGUCUGGCUCAAGUGCUGAUGAUGUCAUGGACUGCUGUGAAACCUGUUUCUAUGGAAACGUUGUCGCCAGCGCUUUUGGCCUACAUUUCAGGCAGAACUCCCACCUCUCUCUCUCUCUCUCUCUCUCUCUCUCUCUCUCUCUCUCUCUCUCUCUAUAUCUCUCUCUCUGGAGACUGUGUGAGAUGAAGACGGUGGGAGGGACGCACGGGGGUCAUGCGGCGUAACGAGACACCGUCUGAGUGGCGUGCGCAUGCGCGGGAUGUUCAGUAGCAUGAAGGACUGAAGAAACGUCAACACCUGGGACGGGAUUGUGUUUAAAACUACUUUCAUUUUUUCCCCAUCCCUUCAAUCUCUCUCUCUCUCUCUCUCUCUCUCUCUCUCUCUCUGGCAUAUAGAAAUAUAUAGGUCUAUAUAUAAAUAUAUUAUAUUUAUUCCGGCUCUGCUGUGUACCGGAGAACAGCUGCAGCUGAUCUGCUCUCAAAGAGCUUCUCUCCCCGUGUUUGUAUUAUUUAAAACGCAAAUUUUUAACUACCAUAAUGUGAUUCUUUUUCUUUUCUUCCCUUUUUUAAUUAAUGUGCGUGUUUAACACAAGGGCUUGGCUUUCCCCCCACCCACCCCUUUUUUUUCGUGGUCUCUUUCGUCCUCUCACAGACUGAAGCGUCCACGUUUCCCCCAGCACAUCAUCACCAUGUUUUUCUUUCUUUCUUUCCGAACCCCCCGCCCCCGCUCCCGCCCCCCCCCCAGAGUCGAGCGGAAAUCCAGGCAGCCGUAAAGCACAGAGCUCAGGAAGAAGCCCCGGCCUGUUUUUCUUGGAUUCUGGCAGGCUUCAGAAAAACGGGACCAGGCAGAGGCUUUUUAAUUAAUAUAUAUUUUUAUUGUUUCGUUGUUUUUUUUUUUUUUUUCUUCUUCUUCUUGAUUUAUCGACCUGUCAUCCUUCUUUUUGUUACGUUAUCAGUGUUGGAUCAUUUUUGCUCUUUUUAAAAACAAGAAAGAGGGACCAGAACGCUAAAAAGGAAACGCUGCCAUGUUGCACGUUAGCCUCGUUGCUCGCGUUUCGUGUUUAAACGUGUUUUGUGUUUUUGUUUUUUUUGGACGAAGAAAAAGUUCCAUCAUUUCAGCUCACUGUUUAUUAUUAUAAUUAUAAUUAUAAUUAUUUUAAAUAAUCAUUAUGUAUUUUUUAAAAAAUGUGUUUUAUUUCCAUUCGACUCGUCUGUCGCGUUCACGGGAGUCCGUUUCUACUUCUGAUGCGACAGCUCGCGUCUAAAAGCGAUCCCCGUCUGAUCCGAUUCGCCGUUACGUUUUAUACCAUAAACGCUCUUCAGACUGGUAAACUUUCCAAAAUGCUGCGUUUCUAGAUCUAUGCUGUUGAGCUUUCUGGCCCAGAAAUAAGCCCCGCCCCUUCCCACCCUCUUCCCCAAACCAACUAGUUGUCUAUUGAAUUGAGGGAACGUUAAAUUCGGAUCAUUUCAGGUGUGAUUCGACUCGCAGGUGCUAGAGGGCUGUAAAUAAUUACAAACUGCUCCUUUAAACCACGACCUGUUAAUGCGUUCACGUAACUAAUCCAUGACAUAACCGGCGCUAAAAUAUAAAUAUGGACUCUUUAAGAAUUCGUAUGGACACGUUUUUCCUUCGUUUCUGGACAGCAGUAGUUCAGCGGUUAAGGUUCUGGCCCGGACUGUGAACGAUCGCGUAGUGCAAAAUACGCUGAUUGCUGCUUUAAGCAUUUUUUUUAGUGAGCCAUGUGUUUUUAAAGCAAGGACCGAAUCGAGCGUACACUGUAGACCACCUGUGAGCUGUAAUUUAAUAACAUCAUUAAUUAACGCAACAACAGUGCUAGGAACGAUGGGAUACGUUUCGAUGUAACGCGGCACUAUGGACCAUUCCUUCUUAAUUAGAAAGAAGCAGGAAGGGGGCGGAGCUGUGAUCAUAUACGUUUGUUUUGGAGCGGUCAGGAAACAGGAAGUGCGUAAUAAUAAUAAUAAUAAUAAUGUAAAACUUCACAUUUGUUCCAGCCAUGUUUUAUGUUUGGAGUUCUGGAUUCCAUCUCUCCAAGCCCUCACACAAUCCCCAAUUCCAGACGAAACCGGAACCAGAAACGUGCGCUUCCUGCCCGAGCGCUCGAGUCGCCGUCGCCAUUUUGUUUUUGAUAAAACUCUGCGCUGUGUAAAUCUCUUCCUGCUUCUCUCUCUCUCUCUCCCUCGCUAGCUCUCUCUCGCUUUUCCCUUGCGUGUGCGUUGUGUGAGAGAGUGUGUACAUAUAUAUACAUAUUUAUACAUUAACGACAGACGGACAUGUAUGCUUCAUUUCAGACAUUUUGUUACGAUGCUCUUAUUUACAAAACGAAGCCUUUUUUUCUGUAAUGUGCCUAUGCUAUAUUGAGAAAGGGAAGGGAGGGGUAUUACAUUUUAAUUUUGCCUUUCAUAUGGAACAUAUUCAAGCCUGAUUAAAUAAUUAAAUAAAGUAUUCAACAAUGAC
This is a messenger RNA of Ictalurus furcatus (blue catfish), 6887 nucleotides long. It is a transcript of the gene plcg1, whose product is annotated as phospholipase C, gamma 1. The transcript has 33 exons. Gene Ontology annotation, biological process: phospholipid catabolic process; phosphatidylinositol-mediated signaling; positive regulation of epithelial cell migration. Gene Ontology annotation, molecular function: phosphatidylinositol-4,5-bisphosphate phospholipase C activity; calcium ion binding; protein binding. Lineage: Eukaryota; Metazoa; Chordata; Actinopteri; Siluriformes; Ictaluridae. Bases 392 to 4312 code for a protein of 1306 amino acids. The record is from RefSeq and is a predicted model, not a curated record.